CCCAAAUCGUAACCUAUAGGACUGUAACUGUAACACAUACUAAUUUUCUAGACAGUGCUCCAUUGAAGUACUCAAACCUUUCAGUUGCCUUGCAGUUGUUAUAGUUGCGCAAAAGCCAAUCAAUGGCUGAAAAUAACGUUUCAGAUGAUGCUAAUAAUUCGACUGAUUUAUUCUCUGCAGUUCUUUAUGUUACUGAUUCUGAUGCAACAAAUAGUGAAAGAACGUAUAACGGAUCUCAAAACGAAUUGUUUCAACAUAUAAUAAACACUUCAAAUAAUAGCUUUAAACCUGAUGAGUCAAUUACAGAGAAUAUAGAAAAAACUUCUUGGUCAAUCAUAGAUAAUUCUCAAAUAAACGGAACUCAUGAAACUGUUCAGCAACCAACGAAUAAACUAGUUAAUAACAGUGAAACGAAUAACCACGGAUCUCAAGUUUUUGAUUCAACCAAUUAUAGUUCUUUACCAAAACAAGCGAUUCAUUUGGAUCUGAUACAGUCUGCAUAUACGCAGACUGACCUUUCAUCGAUAGAAGCUCCAAAUUCUAGUUUACGUAAUAAAAGCAACAGCCCUGUCAGAGAGAAACGGUGUCUAACUAUUCGAAGUGAUGAAGUAGAAAUUGCUGCGAGGAUUAACGUCAACAUUAAGCUGAUCAAAAAUAGUAGUUCAUCAGAAUCUGAUUUGGAAAAUGCAGUACCAGACCAAAAAAUCAUAUCACAAGAUUGCGGUUCAUCAAACAAUAAAAAAGCAUUCAUUGACUAUAACAUGAUGAAAAUACUUACGAAGAUAUAUGGAGAUGCCUGGAGAUCGUCCAAAAUGAUAAACCAUUGUAUUCCAAAUAACAUAGAAACCAAAGAACAACGGACACAUAAUUUUGGAUUACAAAAAAUAUUGAAAUCUGAAAAAGUUCUUGAUGGUCAUAAAGACAAACUACUAAGCCAAAUGUAUAAUCUAUUUAAUGAAAAAGUAUUUUCGAAUAAAUUGGAAGUUCCGAUUACUUGGAAUAAAAGGCUGCGCAGCACUGCAGGAAGAUGUUUUAAUCUUAAAAAGUGCAUUUGAAAAAGGUUCUACAAGCUAGACUAGGAAAGAUUCGUCACACCAAAGAUGUAUUCCGUG
Molecule: messenger RNA, 1112 nt
Organism: Sabethes cyaneus
Lineage: Eukaryota; Metazoa; Arthropoda; Insecta; Diptera; Culicidae
Gene: Gcna
Exons: 5
Coding region: 123-1055 (310 amino acids)
Source: RefSeq, a predicted model, not a curated record